GGACACUGUGCCAGUCAUAGUAGAGUACUGUCUGCUUCUGCAACGCACAGAUAUCCUCUUCAGUCAAAUAUAUGACAAACUGAGUGAGAACUGCGUGGCCAAAGGCGUCUUCUUGGAGUGUUUAGAGCCAUAUCUUCUGCGUGACCAGCUUCCUGGUCUUACCACUCAAUUGAUGAAGGAUCUUCUUCUCCACUUUCAGGAUAGAGGCCUGAUGGAGACUGUAGAGGCCUGUAUAAUACAUAUGGACAUCACAAGCCUCGACAUACAGCAGAUUGUUCAGAUGUGUUGGGAGCACAGACUAUAUGAUGCAAUGAUCUAUGUGUACAACAGUGGGACAAAUGAUUUUAUUAGCCCUAUGGAGAAACUAUUCAAGUCCAUUUCUGCGCCUGUCAGCUCUGGGAAGUCAUUGACCGAUGAACAAGUUGUCAUGGGAAACAAGCUUCUUGUGUAUAUCAGUUCUAGCUUGGCCGGCAGAGCAUACCCUUUGGGAGACAUCCCUGAAGACUUGGUCCCACAGGUGAAGAACCAGGUUUUCGAGUUUCUAAUCCGUUUGCACUCGCCAGAGGCCCCACAAGAUGAGGAUGUAUAUCCCUAUAUUCGCACAUUGUUGCAUUUUGACACUCGAGAAUUCCUGAAUGUCUUGGCAUUGACAUUUGAAGAUUUUACUAAUGAUAAACAAGCUGUGGAACACCAACAGAGGAUCGUGGACAUCUUACUGAAGGUUAUGGUUGAGAAUUCCGAUUUCACACCUUCCCAGGUCGGCUGCCUGUUCACAUUCUUGGCUCGCCAACUUGCCAAACCAGACAAUACACUUUUUGUUAACAGAGUACUGUUUGAUCAGGUACUGGAGUUCUUGUGCAGUCCCGAUGAUGAUUCCAGACAUUCAGAAAGACAGCAGGUUCUACUUGAGCUGCUGCAGGCUGGAGGAAUUGUACAGUUUGAAGAGAAUAGACUGAUUCACCUGGCAGAGCGAGCCCAGUUUUACCAGAUUUGUGAGUUCAUGUAUGAAAGAAAGCACCUUUACGAUAAAAUUAUAGAAUGUUAUUUGCAAGAUCCCAUGAGAAAGCAAGAAGUUUAUAACUAUAUUCAUAAUAUAUUGUCAAUUCCUGGAUACAGUCCGGAGGAGAAGCAGUCAACGUGGGACAAAGCAAUGAGACAUAUGGAGGAGCUGAUAAUGCUGAGUCCAAAUAAAGCAGCAGAUCUGGUCUGCACCCACUUCAGUGAACAGCUGGAUGAGAUCAUAGGAACGCUUCAGGAUACGUUUUUGCUUUUCCAGUUUUUUAGAAGCCUUCUAGAUCCAAGGGAUGGAGCUCAGCUAAAUCCUGAACUGUUACAGAACAAGCCGCAUAUCACAGAACACUUCAUAGACCUUAUGUGUCAGUAUGACCCUGGUCGUGUGACUCAAGUGCUACAAAUACUGGAACACUACAGAUUGGAGGAGACUAUUGAGAUUGUCCAGAAGCACAGUAACUAUGAGACAUUAGCCUAUCUCUUGGAGAAGAAAGGAGAUAUCCAGGCGGCUUUCCAAGUGAAUCUCACGAGGCUACAAAACAGAUUGUCAGCGUUGACUGAGGACUCCGUGGAUGGGGCAGAUAGCAAACAAACGGCGGUCUUGAAAGAUGUUGAGGAUACUCUUUCAGAAACGAUCUCUUUGUGUGAAAGAACAUCACAUACACUCAACCAGCAGCAGAGAGAGGAGCUGUGGUUCCCGCUGCUUGAGGCAAUGAUGUCACCGCAGAAGCUUUUAAGUUCCUCUCCAUCUCAGCUGUAUUCAGAGUCAUUAAAAAGUCUGACAAUGGAAGUCCUUAGUAGCAUGGCUGCAUAUAUCUCACUUCCGUCCAUACUCCAAAGGAUACUGCAGGAUCCUGUGUACGGGAGAGGAAAAUUAGGCGAAAUCCAAGGCUUGGUAUUAGGAAUGUUGGAUACAUUUAGCUAUGAGCAGACACUAUUGGAAACCACCACAAGCUUAUUGAACCAAGACCUUCACUGGUCAUUGCGCAACCUCAAAGCUUCUAUUACCAAGGCACUAGUACCAAAGCAGGAUUACUGUUGUAUCUGUCUGCAACAGUACAAGAAGAGACAAGAAUCAUCAGAUGAAAUCGUUGUUUUCAGCUGUGGACAUUUGUACCACUCUCUAUGUCUUUUGGGAAAGGACUGCAAAGUGGAAGCAGGAGGUCAGAUUCAGUGGAGUUGUUACAAGUGUAAUUCAAGCAACAAAGGGCGGUCUGGCCGGCAGGCAGUGGCAGAUCUGAAGAAGGGAAGGACAGCGUCUUUGGUACAGAUGAGAACUGCUUCUGCCCCUCCAUCCACAGUGGAAGCUGCAAGAAAGUCAAGCUCUGAUUCCGCUCUCGACCCACAGCAGCUGCAAGCAUUCAGUGAACUCUGCCGUCUUUACAAAGGAACCUCACGGCUAGGCACUGCUGACUGAGUUGUGUCGCUCUCAAAGC
Bufo gargarizans (Asiatic toad) is the source of this 2447-nucleotide messenger RNA. It is a transcript of the gene VPS8, whose product is annotated as VPS8 subunit of CORVET complex. The record is from RefSeq and is a predicted model, not a curated record. Bases 173 to 2428 code for a protein of 751 amino acids. NCBI's taxonomy places the organism in Eukaryota, Metazoa, Chordata, Amphibia, Anura, Bufonidae. The transcript is spliced from 27 exons. Gene Ontology annotation, cellular component: CORVET complex; late endosome; HOPS complex. Gene Ontology annotation, biological process: protein targeting to vacuole; endosomal vesicle fusion.